AUGACUUCCACCUACUUCUUCAAGAAUUUAACUAAAGCAACGAACUUUGUCACAGCGACAUUCGAAACAGUUUUCCAACAGAACAAAUCUGCUGCAGCCAAGUUUGACAUUGACCAGUACGUUCCGCCCGACAACUGCACUAUUUGCAACGGGGAAAUCUCCUGGUGCUCCUGCGACCUGUUGAUGAAAAUCAAUAACAAUGAGGUUGAGGCCGACGACGCAGUGAUGGGAUAUCUGAAAGAGAUGGAAAUGGUCAGAUAUAUAAGACGCAGGAACGGCCAGAAAUUGAAGCUGUACAUCACCAAAGGGACACCCUUUAUACUUGCCUCUGGCGGUGUAAUGAGGAAGUGGGAUGAGCGCCGCAUGAGAACAAACAGUACUGUCACCCGGCCCUCAGAACCCUCCAAACCCUCUCAGUCCUUCUGGUCUCAGUUUGGGCCCACAAGAACCAACUCCGGCCUCACAUCCGAAACAACUGUGAAAGACACUUCAACCGCAAAGGAACCGCCAACCGUCACGGCUCCAGGUUCUGUCUCGGACUCUACCUGUACCACCUACCCAGUUUCCUCCACCGUUCCAACUCCUGUUUCAGACCCAGUUUACACCACUCGCAAACCAGCAUCUGUCACCGUUCGAAGUCCUGUCUCGGACCCUGUUUACACCACCCACAGCUCCUGCAUUCACGCUGCGACUGCUCAACCCCCAAUUGAGUCAGUAGCAUUGAGAAACAGAACCGCCACCUUCCCCCAAAUGGUCGGCGGCACUGGAGUAUCCGUGUGUAGUGCGGAUACGGGUGGAGAUGGGGCCGAGACUGUUGCUGAAGAGCGUUCCCGAUGGAAAGCCGCUGGUGCACGUCGCUGGAAGAAGGUCAAGGAGGCGGUACAAAGGGAGAAUCACAAAUUUAAGAGCCUGGCGAAACAUAUAAAGAUCGGCUCUUGGGAAGGCAAGAAGCAAAAGGCCAACAAUUUUGAUAGCAAAGUUGAGAACAAGACCAAGCAUGUAUUUAGUAGGAUGUUCAAACGAAAAGCUAAAAUUGGCGAAGCUUCCCCCGCUUAA
Messenger RNA from Huiozyma naganishii CBS 8797, 1056 nucleotides. RefSeq lists its product as uncharacterized. The record is from RefSeq and is a predicted model, not a curated record. Lineage: Eukaryota; Fungi; Ascomycota; Saccharomycetes; Saccharomycetales; Saccharomycetaceae. Bases 1 to 1056 code for a protein of 351 amino acids. The transcript has a single exon.